CCUGGCGUUUUUUAGAUUUAGGGUUCUUGGGCUAUGCCGCUCGUGGCCUGCGGGGUGUGGCUCCCUGGGAGCGGUGCUGCUGUGAUUCGGCAGCAGCAGAGCGUGGAUCGCAAGAAAUGCGGCCGGGCGAUGAGAAUGCUGGCGGAGAUUUCGCUGUGGAGGGACGAGGAGGCGGCGGAUGGGAAGGAUGCGGAGGUGGAGGAGGGGAUUUUCGAGUCGGUUGUGAAGCGUCCAGCGCCGGCGCCUCCACUAGGCGCAAGGACGAGAUUUGUGGCUCAGGUACCAGUUAGAGGCUUGGUCCCCGAGAGAUGGAGGGAUUUGCAAGACGAUCUCAACAGGACCAAGCGGCAGAAGAGGAGAGAGGUUCUCAAGGGGAGACGGUCGAGGAGCAAGGAGGAAAAGGCUAAGCUGCGGGAGAAGCUUGGCGAAAUCAUUGACGAGGCCAUUCAACAGGAGAAGAUCGAAGAAGAAGAAGAAGAAGUCGCACACACUGUCUUUGAAGGUGGUCGUCAACUUCAUCGAGCUUCUUAUCGCCACGAAGAACUCAGUGAUGAUUUGGAGCUCGGAGAUGACAAUGGUGGCGAGCUUGUUUCGGCCGAGCGCUCGCAAAAUCUAGACAACUGUGGCAAGGCCACGCGGAAAAAUUCGAAACAGGCAAAGAAGGUGACCGAGCCAGCUCCACCAAACUAUUCCAAAGGAGAAAAUCUCAAAGGAAAUGAGAGGAAGCUCUUCCAGGAGUGCGACCGCCGAACUAUCGAGAAAAGAAGUUGUGAGAAAUGGAUGCCUUUACACACGCUGGCCUCGCCACAGCAGCCAUUUCUUGUUGCGGAGCUGAUGCAACAGGAUGAUCACGAAGACAAUGUGAACGAGGAAGGAGUUACGGUUUUGCGUAAAGCUGUUCAAGCUGGCAGACUUCACAUCGUCAAACAUUUAAUCCAUGGUGGAGCCAACGUUUUCUAUCGGGACAAGGAUGGCUCAACGCUCUUACACCAUGCAGUCGCCAGUGGGAGUCCCAGUGUCGUGAGACUGCUGCUAAAAUAUGGAGUGCAUGUAAACUCUGUUGACAAGGCGGGCUGGACACCGCUCCAUGUCGCGGUUCGCUGCCAACAGAGAGAUAUACUUCGCGUCUUGCUCAAUCGUGGAGCCGACUGGACAAUUGCUAACGAGGAUGGAGAUACACCACUUGAUUUAUCCGGUAAUGGCACUUCUGGACUUGAUGGAAAAUCGGGAUAGGACAUUACGCAUGCCGAGUGAGGUGGUGUCCAGGCAUGAAGGUCUCAAAGCUGCUAGUCGUAUCAUAUCAGUGAUCACUGGUGCCAAGCAACAAUGCAUUCUCGCGAACAGGACCUCAGAUCAACCUGGGAAACACCACCUCAAACGCUCGCGUUUGAUCCGCCAGUGGAAGCAACAUCGUUCGUCUUCAUGGAUGAAGGGAUGGAGCUCGCGCUCGUCGAUGACGGAGCUCCCUCUAAUUGGCUUGGAUAUCUCGUCCAAUCACGUACGAAGCCACGCACAAAGGUAACUGCGAAUAUCAAUAGGACCUUAGGUUUCGUUAUAGUUUUACCCUUUGGUUUUAAAUUGACAAUGAGCAUCAAGAGCCAACACACCGUGGGUGGAACAACGAGGGCAAAACGGACCCCCAGAAAGAGGACCAAGACAAAAGGUGGCGAGACAGGUGGGGUCAACGCACUAGCUACCCAGUCGUUGCCGGUCAACCACGAGCUCCACUGCCUGAUCAUGUCUCUCAUGGACGAUGAGUCCCUGGAAGUAGACGAGGCAGAGUGGCCAGAAUGGUGCAGGGACAUUCUCCAAGGGGCGCGGGAUUGUGGGGUGGAGAUGAUCCAAGGACGCCAGGACGAGGAGUUUGGACGGAAUUUUCUCAAGGAUUUCAAGGUGGAGGAUAUAGAUGAGAGAGAUCUGGUGUUGGGCUUUGAGCAGUUCGGGAAUCCACAGCUUGGACAGGAGAGGAACGAUGGUGCUAUGGAAAUGGAAAUCAAAACUCUGGAGCUUGCGGCAAGAAAAGAGCAAGAGAUGAUGAUGUGGAGAAAUGAGAUGAACAAGACUUGUUACAGAGACAACUUUGCCUUUACCAAAAGGCAUGGUGGCUGAUAAUUAAUCGAUUUUUUCUGUU
Molecule: messenger RNA, 2131 nt
Organism: Selaginella moellendorffii
Lineage: Eukaryota; Viridiplantae; Streptophyta; Lycopodiopsida; Selaginellales; Selaginellaceae
Product: ankyrin repeat domain-containing protein EMB506, chloroplastic
Exons: 9
Coding region: 34-1233 (399 amino acids)
Molecular function (GO): protein binding
Source: RefSeq, a predicted model, not a curated record